AUGCCUCCCAGAGUUAGAGGAAGAGGAAAAGGUCCCAUACGUGGGGGACCAUCAGUAGCAGGACCAUCUCACAGACGCACUCCGUCUGCGUCCCUUUCUAGUUCUGGCUCUCACAAUCUGUGGGGUCACUCCUUUGAGCCGGUGAGACAUUCUGUCUCGUUAAGUUCUUCACCUUCCUUUCAUCCAUCUUUUGGGCCACUUAUCCCAGAUGAGCCCCAACGCUCGCACCGCUCUCAACAAUCCCAUCAUUCUCACGAGUCUCACCAGUCGUACCACUUGUUGCAAUCGCAUUCUUUCCAUCAUUCGGAUUCCCUCUAUUCCCCGGGGCAGUUCAACCCGAAUGAUUAUGUUAACGAUUUCCUUGGAUACAACCCUUUGGGCCCUGAGGACCAUUUUUCUCAAGAAAUGGAGAUGGACUAUGAUCCAGAUCCGGAGAUGCAGACCGGAACGCCGGGUCACCCAAUAAGCAUAUCAAGUGGAUCUCCAUUUCAGGGAUCACCAUACCGUGGGCCCGAUUCAUUCCAGGAGAAGAUGGCCACCUAUGAUUGUUCUCCAGCUCAACCUCCCUUGGAUGUGCCCCAGCUUCAGGCAGUUUCACCUCCACCACUUCCUGUUGAGGAGCCACCUCAGCAGCCACCUCAGCCACCUCUCGAGCCUCCGAGGCCAAGGAGGAACGCACGUAUAUCCGUACGAGGAGGACCUCGUUUUAGUUCUCCACAGGGUUCGAGUUCCUACCCUCCUAUUCCAGAGGACCCCCAAAUGGGUGGACCCUCGAACGCGGCACCGGAGAUUGAUCCUCCGCCAGCUUCUUAUGCACCACCUCAGCCGCCUAUGGGUUUCAACAACCCUAUCCCGACUUACCCAGGUUCUUCUGGGUAUAAUCCUUUUGAAAACACAUCGGGAUAUCCAUCAGACCAUAGAAACCAGGAUCCAUACCUUACCACUGCUCAAUACCAUCAUCUUUACCCUUCUUCUUACCCUCCAGUUUAUCCAACUGGAUACCCGGUACAGUAUUACCAGUACCAGCCGUACCAGCAACCUCCUCCUCCCCAGCAGCAGUAG
Molecule: messenger RNA, 1062 nt
Organism: Helianthus annuus (common sunflower)
Lineage: Eukaryota; Viridiplantae; Streptophyta; Magnoliopsida; Asterales; Asteraceae
Product: early nodulin-75-like
Exons: 2
Coding region: 1-1062 (353 amino acids)
Source: RefSeq, a predicted model, not a curated record